AUGUCACCCAUCACCUUCUCAGACUCAGACUUUCAAGACACCGACCCCAACCAAGAUGACCCCAUGGUCAUAACCAUAGAAGUUGAAAACUUCGCAGUCAAGAAAGUGCUCAUCGACCAACAAAGCUCCGUGGAUAUCUUAUAUUGGAAAACUUUCAACAAACUGCAGAUACCCCUAGCCGACCUCACUCCCCAUAAUGAACCGAUAUACGGGUUCUCAGGCGAAAGGGUCCCAACCAAAGGGUAUAUCGACCUCCACACAACCUUUGGAGAAGGCAGGCAAACGAAAACCAUACCCAUCCGCUACCUAGUUGUGGAGGCACACACAUCCUACAACAUACUUCUGGGAAGACCAUCCAUCAACGCCUUGGGAGCUAUCGUAUCCACCCCACACCUCGCCACGAAAUUCCCAUCCUCGCAGGGCGACAUAAUCACGGUACACGGCGACCAGCGCGCCGCUAGGGAAUGCUAUAUAGCAAGCCUAAAACUUCCCCACCCACCCUUGACAACCCACAAUAUCGAGCAAUCCCCGGCCAAAGCAUCCCUGGCAGGCGACGACCUCGACCCCAGAAUAAACUCCGAAGCCAGGGUCGAGCCCAACGCCGAUCUUUUCGCUUGGUCCGCCGCAGAUCUCCCUGGUGUACACCCCAAGAUAGCCUCCCACAAGUUGUCCGUCUUCCCCCACGCCAAACCUGUUUCACAGAAGAAGAGGAAACUCGGAGAAAGCAGAAGACAAGCAGCAAUCGAAGAAGCCAAUAAACUCAAGCAGGCCGGAUUCAUCGGUGAAGCCCAGGACACAACCUGGCUAGCAAACGUAGUGCUAGUAAAGAAACCCAGUGGCAAGUGGCGCAUGUGCGUCAACUACACGGACCUAAACAAAGCAUGCCCGAGAGAUGCCUACCCACUUCCUAGCAUCGACAAACUAGUCGAUGGGGCUGCGGGACACGCGGUACUUAGUUUCCUUGAUGCCUAUUCCGGCUACAAUCAGAUACCCAUGGCCGAUGAGGACAAGCUUAAAACCGCUUUCAUCACCGAGACGGCCAACCUUUUCUAUAAGGUCAUGCCCUUUGGCCUCAAGAACGCCAGCGCGACGUACCAGCGCCUCAUGGAUAGAGUCUUUCACCCACUCCUUGGCAGAACAGUGGAGGUUUACGUAGAUGAUAUUAUCGUAAAAUCCCCUAACCCCAAGCAGCACUCGGCAGAUUUGGCCGAAGUCUUUAAGGCCCUACGAACGUAUAACAUCAGACUCAACCCCGAGAAAUAUACCUUCGGGGUCGACAGCGGCAAGUUCCUCGGCUUCAUGCUCACGCAACGCGGAAUCGAAGCAAACCCCGAAAAAUGCCAAGCAAUAAUCGACAUGAGAAGUCCCACAAACGUCAAGGAAGUGCAACGCCUAGUGGGCAGGUUAACCGCCAUCUCACGUUUUCUCCCCAAGUUGGCCGACAAAACCAAACCAAUGAUCAAGUUACUAAAGAAAUCAGCCAAGUUCGUUUGGGACGAGACCUGCGAACAAAACUUAAACACUUUGAAACAGCUGCUAACCACCCCCCCAAUUCUCACCAAACCACACCUCAACCUUCCCCUCGUCAUGUACAUAGCAGCAUCUGCGAGCGCACUCAGCUCCGCCCUCGUCCAAGAGAAAGACAACACCCAGCAACCCAUAUAUUUCACCAGCCGAAUCCUCCAGGACACGGAAACACGAUACCAGAUGAUUGAAAAAGUAGCCCUUGCGUUGAUAACCGCAGCACGACGAUUACGCCCAUACUUUCAGUCCCACACAAUCGUCGUCAGAACGGACCAUCCUGUACAAAAAAUCCUUCAAAAACCAGAUUUGGCAGGACGACUAUCUUCUUGGGCCAUCGAAAUGUCCGAAUUCAACAUCCGGUACGAGCCACACGGACCCAUCAAAGCACAAUGCUUAGCAGACUUCACCAACGACCUUCAAAACCACCCAUCCACCCAAGACACUUGGUGGACGAUGCAUGUAGAUGGCUCCUCAAACCCCCAAGGUGCCGGUGCAGGAAUAGUACUGGAAGGCCCCGGCGACAUCCUCGUCGAGCAAUCUCUACGCUUCAAUUUCAAAACUUCCAACAAUCAAGCAGAAUACGAAGCCAUAAUAGCCGGCCUCAAUCUAGCACGCGACGUCGGUGCCAAGAAGUUACUUUGCAAAACAGACUCCAAGCUCACAGUGGGGCACCUCAACGGCGACUAUCAAGUCAAGGACACCUUGCUCUCGCAAUACUACCACACGGUAACCGCCCUAAUCGAAUAUAUCCUCUCCAAGCUCACUAGCACUAAGAAGAAGGGGCGAUACAAGUCACUUUUGCAGCACACCCUGAGCAUACCCUCCAUCGAACAAACUAAUCAAUGCCUCAACAUUACCACAGCCGGCACCUGGAUGGAACCUUUGGUCAAGUACCUAGAAGAAGGAACCACCCCGGCAAACAAAGACAAAGGUUGGGCCCGGAAAGCGGUGUGCUAUACUUUAGCCGAGGGUGAACUAUUCAGAAGAGGCUUCAGCAGACCCUUGCUCAAGUGCGUCACACGCGAGCAAGCCGAAUAUGUCAUGCAAGAAAUACACCAAGGAACUUGUGGCUAUCACUCGGGCCCCAAGACCAUGGCCGCCAGGAUAUUGCGAGCCGGCUACUACUGGCCGACAAUGGAGGGAGAUUGCACCACGUAUGUUAGAAAGUGCGUUUAA
Vigna unguiculata (cowpea) is the source of this 2700-nucleotide messenger RNA. Lineage: Eukaryota; Viridiplantae; Streptophyta; Magnoliopsida; Fabales; Fabaceae. The record is from RefSeq and is a predicted model, not a curated record.